GGAGCCUACGACACCAAGGAGCUCAGCAUUGCAGCCCAUGCUACGGCGGGUACUUCUCCUACACUUAUGGGGGAUCUUCACGGGCGAAGUAGAGUUCCUUUGGCGAGACCCGGACGUGAGCGAUGGCUGAUGUGGCGACGUCUGCUUGUUCUGCAGGAAGUUUUGAGGCACGUCACCAGAUUCCAGAACGAGCACAAACGUGACAAUUGGUUAGUGCAUUCGAGAGGCAUGCUGUCGCUCGAUGGUCGCCAAUUAACCUCAGCAGAGGUUGUUUCAUCACUAGAUACGACUGGUGGCCUUCGCGGAGGUCCUAGUCCUGAUACGAGUGACGUCUUGGAUUUCGACAGUAAAAUCCACAGUGAACAGGUGUUGGACACUGUCGAACAUCCGAUGUUGGAUAAUACAGGAACACUGACUCCUCGUAAAAGGUACAACUGCAAGAAACCUGAACUGCAUAAUUUCGGAAUCGGUGUCAUGAAGGAACUUGACGAUGCGAGAAGAGGAGGAUUAGUUGUAACUCCUGACAUGGCACCAGGGACAGGAGCAGCUUCAUCUUCAGUUAUAACACCUGGUCAACAGACUUCCAACACACCACGGACUUCCACUUCCGUUCCACCAGCAGCGCGUAAUCGGUCAACUACAGAAGAAGGUACGGUACGCAACAUCCACCCUCCGCCCACGGUAGUCGGCACCAUAACAGAACAGAUGAAGACUUACGAGGUGCGAGAAGAUGAGCAUGAAGAGGAGGAUGAUGAGCAUGAAGACACAGCAGAUAGCUUUGAUGAUGAUCUUCUGCUUGGGGAUGGAAACGGCGGGUUGGAGGAUGAAAUGGCAAGACAGACGUGUUUCGGAGUCGAUUACGACGAUCCUAGGAGAGAUAGACUACCUGGUAGUGCAGCUGGAGGACAGGAACAGCUAGGAAUGAGAAACACGGCUAGCAGGAGAAGAGAUACUAGAGAGAGUAGUUCCAGUGGUCGUACUAGAGACAGUCCCGCUUUACAGAUGGGAACGAGAAGGCCUCAGUCUGCGUCCUCUGGAGCAGUGGCUCAGUCAAUAGCAGCAGCUGGUGGCCAAGCUUUAUCGUCUAGAUCAUCUGCAGAGAUCAUGUCUGCAGCAAGUAGUAGAUCCUCCACUUCACAAGGUCGUGGCAGUGGAGCACGAGGAGCGCAAGAUGAAACAAGAGAUGCAAGGAUGCGCGGUGCUUUAGGACUAGAAAAUGACCUCCAAGAGCAACCUGAAAUAGAACGAAAUUCCACCAUAGAAUCUUCUUCUGCAAGCGGGGGAAGUGUUCCUGCUUCAUCCUCUGGCGCAAGUAGCUUCAUAUACCCUGUUUCUGCACCUGGAGCUCCUCUUUUUAGAAGUAGUACUGCCGGAGGAGCUCUUUCAGGUUCAGCUGCUGGCUCUUUACUUGGUUCGCACUCAACAUCUUCGGCAGCUGGUUCCUCGAAUUAUAUUGGAGGUGGAUCUGUGCCUACUGGCACUUCUGCUUCAUCAGUAGUCAGCGGUACUCAUAUUACCGCUAGAAGUAGUGGAGCUGCUCUUCGUGCUACACCUUCAAAAAAACUCGGAGAAGCGCGGAACAGACACAGACUAGCGAUGAGGAAGCGGAAUAGCGAGGAAAACCUGCCUCCUAUUGAUUACAUGUGCAAUUCUGUGAUUCCGGACUAUGGUACCAAAGGUUUCCCGAUGAAUGGCUGGGUCAGUCCUCUCGACUUGGCUGUAGACUUCUUCAACGCAGUGACGAAGCCGCACCACAAUGCUGGAGGAUGGGCAGUGUGGAAUCUUACUGGGGGCGCAGCCUUCUCUACUCUGUCCUCGAUAACACCGGGAAGAUUUGAUAGCAGUUUCUAUACGAGAACGCGCACUGGAGGUGGUGCUGUUAGUGGAGAUGUAUCGACACUUCCGCCUAGUCCCAUUGCACCAGGCACUGGCGCAACAUCGUCACCAACUCCUCUUCCGCCUAGUCCCAUUGCACCAGGCACUGGCGCAACAUCGGCACCAACUCCUCUUCCGCCUAGUCCCAUAAUUGCACCAGGCACUGGCGCAACAUCGGCACCAACUCCUCCGGGUUUGCAGGCGAUGAGCUCAGUGAGAACAACAUCCGCUGCACCUUCUAGUUCUACAGGAGGAGCCGCGACUUCUCCACUGCCCGCAACCACCGCUGCAUCUUCUAGUUCUACAGGAGGAGCCGCGACUCCACGGCCGCGUGGUGGUGCAAUCCCUGCUCCGCAGAGCAAGCAAGAAGAGAGAAUUCUACGAAAUGAAUACGCAAGGCGCUUAGACCAUGCAAUGUUGCUAUAUGAGGAGCUUGGCGGUGGUGGCUUCCGCUAUGACAAGAUGUUUGCGAGGCCUCAAGAUCUCCAGCUAGAAUUAAGGGGACAAGAAAUCUCCCAUUUUCAGAGGCAUCUUGGUCCCGUUUUUAAAGGGAAAAGGAGACCCAAGAUGCUGCUGAGGAUGGAUUUCCAUUGGUUCUAAUAGAAUCUGCUGCUGCUAAAAUGACUGCUGCAGGGCCACCAGCUCGCCCCGCACCUCGUCUUAGUGGAAUAACUUCAAGAACACCUCCUACUAGUACUAUGCCUUUACGCGGCUUACCACCUUCUGAGGAUCAGGGGGCUGAGCCUGAGGCAAACAAGGACUCAUCUACUCCGAGAACGACUCUCACAGAGCUUCAGAUAAUGAGACAAAAUUUACAAGCGCGACUGGUCCUUUCGGAGAAAAAGUUGAACAAGCAAGAACAACAAUUGGAAGGGAAAAAGAGAAGGAUGAUGAGUAAUAGACAAGACAGUAGUCCUCUCCCUCGGUCAUCUUCUUCUUCUGCUAGUUCUAGUUCCACCUCUAACACAGACAUCGACGACCCUUUUCAGCUUGACCUUCCCGAAGCUUUUGCUGUGCGAAUGCUCAUCGACGCUGGCUGUGUCCACUUGACGGCCAAACGUGAAGCAUCUUUGCCGCAACUAUUCCGCACUCUGCUUCAUCGAAACCGUGUAUUGAGGGGUCUGGAGUUGUUGGACUUUUUAAUUCAGAAGAUCGAGUCGCUGAAGGCUUUGAUGAAUUCGGAUUUCGCUACAACUCCGCAAACUCUCGUGCCUCGUUUGCGCGACUCAACUGUCAUGUUGAUAAACAGUGACCCAGGUGGUCCUCGUGCCGAUGAUGCGGAUCAUGUGAUCGUUGCCGACGAGGAGCAGGAUGGUGGAGGACAGCACGUAGAUCAAGAAGAGCUGCAAGAUGAAGAACGAGAUCCAGCACCUGAACUAGGAGGUACAACUAGACCUGAGACACCACUACAACAUGCGUCUGGAGGGCCACUCGCACCCUCACCUUCACUCGAGUCCUUACCACCAGGAGCAUUAAUCGCAAGGCAUCUACGCAACAAUCAACCCCUCAUCAUGUCCAGCAUACCUGCUCCGCCAGGCGUUGAACCAGGUGCUUCUCUGGAACCACGAACACUUGCAGAUGCAGAUGCAUCUUUCUUGUUGAGUGGUGGUGAGGAGGACCAUGUAGGGACUCCGAAUUCGUCGCCUCAGCGAGGAGAUGGAGCAGAAGGAGCACACAUUCACAUCAGCGAUGGCACAACGGAAUGGCUAAGGCAGCAAAAUCUGCCUGAGGAGGACACCCUUGGAUCUUCUCAAGACCUAGCUCCAUUUUUUCCAGCUGAUGGUACGCAGCCUUUGGCUGAUAUAGAGGAACAAGCGGAAGGUGGUGUAGAGGUGACAUAUCCCCUCCCACCGUAUCAGCAAUGAUCAUGCAGGCAUCUUCAUAUUAAACACUGAUGUUAGAUGAGAAAGAGAAAUGAAUUGCGAUUUUUGCCAAUAGGAACUAUAUACUUACGUCUAAGAGUAAGUAUAGUAUGCAACUUACUUUCUACUUAUAAUUCGUGUGCAGCAAAAAUACCAAAAGCAAGAAGGCUUUUCGUUAAGUAGUACAGCAGGAACGAUGGGUUAUCAGAACAAUUAUGAACUGUACUAACUUUCAUCAUCAGAUUUUUUUUCUACACAUCUAACGAAAAUCUUGUGUAUAAAAGAUGAUGCUAGCUGCAAGGUGAAGAAUGCUAGGGUGGAAAACAGAGAGAUCAUGUUCUUAAUAUUUCCCGCUUUCAAAAAUAGCGAUCAUGAUGUAAAUGAAUGAUCAUGUUCGUGAUGCAUCAACGAGAUGCGAACAAGUCCAGAUGAUGAUUACAUUCUUCACAUUAGCGAUCUUCUAUAUAUUCCGUCUUGGAAUUUUUGAACGAGUUGUAUGUUGCUUAUCCUGAUUUCAUUUGAAGAUGGUCAUGAUAUUAACGAGUGACAUUGUUGUAAUUGUAUGACCACCACCAAAAAAUUUUUGCCUAACGUUUCUCCUUCCAAUUCAGGCUACUAUCUCAAGUCCAAGUCCAAGAG
This is a messenger RNA of Amoebophrya sp. A25, 4376 nucleotides long. Lineage: Eukaryota; Dinophyceae; Syndiniales; Amoebophryaceae. The record is from the annotation of a GenBank genome assembly.